This is a messenger RNA of Amyelois transitella, 3193 nucleotides long. RefSeq names its product piggyBac transposable element-derived protein 3-like. The transcript is spliced from 2 exons. The coding region runs from base 1041 to 2957 and encodes 638 amino acids. NCBI's taxonomy places the organism in Eukaryota, Metazoa, Arthropoda, Insecta, Lepidoptera, Pyralidae. The record is from RefSeq and is a predicted model, not a curated record.
UUGUUGAGUGUUUGGUUAAAAAUUCGUUCACAAUGAUGGCCUUGUGCGAAGGUGCAUUAUCAUGGUGCAAAAUCCAAGAAUUUUCUUUCCACAAAUCUGGCCUUUUUCGUCGGAUUUGCUCUCUUAAACGCCGCAUAACACUCAAAUAAUAUUCCUUAUUUACCGUUUGACCUUCCGGCAAGAAUUCCGAGUGCACAACACCGCGAUAGUCAAAGAAAACAGUCAACAUGACUUUGACUUUUGAACGACUUUGGCGUGGUUUUUUCGGUUUCGGUUCAGUUGGAAGGCGCCACUCCGAAGCUUGUUGACUAGUUUGCAUGUCAAACUCGUAAACCCACGUCUCGUCACCAGUAACAAUGCGUUUCAUGAAUGUUGGGUCGGAAUUGACUCGUUCUAGCAUGUCCUCAGCGACUCUCAUGCGAUUGAGUUUUUGAAAAAAAUUCAGGUCUUUUGGGACUAGCCGAGCGGCAACAUGUUUCAUACCCAAAUUAUUAGUUAAAAUGGUACGGAUCGACUCGUGAGAUACAGAAAGUUCGGUGGCUAUCUCUCUCAAAGUUGAAUGAGGAUUUUCAGUCACUAUUUCCUUCACUUUUGCGAUUUUAACCCUACAGCGCAUACAGUUCCACAUCUGGUACAGAUAAAAUAAAUAAGUCUACUGUUCGUUUAAAGAUACGUAGCAACAUUUAUCGACCGACGGAAUAAUCUUUAAACACUUAGCAACGAUUUAGUAAUUGCAAAUGUCACUAGAUGGCGUUAGCUAUCGAAUAAUGUUGUGAUUCUUACAGAGUUUGAAUGAUCGAUGCGAGUUCGUGUUUUACGUAAAUUGAAAAAUCUAAAUAAAAUAGUUUUUGUAAGAUUUUGAAGCGGAUAAAAAUAUAUUUACAUUAGAAACAGUGUAUAAUAAACGAAGGUAAGUAAUAUUUUUUUUUAAUAUUACUAUUUUAUGUAAAAAUACCAACUUAUUUAAAUGUUCCAGAUAUGGUACACCAUGCAUUAAUUCACUUCUAAUAUGUUGUUUCGGUUUGAUUUCAUUACAGAUUAUGGCGAAGAAGGUAUUAUCUGACGAGUAUAUUGAGCAGUAUUUAAAUAUACCCUCAGGGAGUGAAGACGGUCUAGACUUUUCAAGUGCGGAAAGUGAUGAUGACAUGGCGAGAAUCAGGGAAAACUUGAACCAAAUGAGUGCAGAUAGUGACUCUGAAAAUGAUAUUGAGCCUACCAGGUAUGCACCAUCAUCUUCUACUAACUGUAGUACUACCCUCGCCGAAAACAACUCCUCCGCCGAAAUAAAUCCUCGACCCAACAUUUCAAAGCCAAGUACGUCAUCACGCCAAAGUAGAAGUUCUAUCACUAUGCCAGUUACCAGAAAUCGGAUUUCGGAAAGAAAGAAAAGAAAUUUAAUAUGGAAAAAGAAAUCUUUACAGGCUGAACAUCCCCAAUUUUCUGGACAUACAGUUUUAGAAUCGCCAAUCACAACUUUCGAUACUCCAUUGCAAUAUUUUUCAUAUUUUUUUGAUGAUGACCUACUAAAUCACAUAGUUGAAGAAAUGCAUAAAUUCAGCAUACAAAAAGACCCAUCUAAACCCUUCUGUAUUACCACAUACAAUCUAAAAAAGUUUUUAGGUGUAUGUUUGCUCAUGAGCGUUGCUCCUUUGCCUAAUACACGAAUGUACUGGGAAUCUGAGUUAGGUAUACCUUUAGUAAGAGAGACUAUGACCGUGAAUCAUUUUGAAAAGAUAAGACAGUUCUUGCACUUCAACGACAACUCCUUACAAGUACCAUCAGGCCACCCAGGACAUGAUCGCCUUCAUAAAAUAAGGCCAUUACUAGAAACCCUAAAAAAGAAAUGCCAGAAUAUACCUAAGAAGGAGACGUUAUCAGUGGACGAACAGAUGUGCGCAACAAAAGCUGCAAAUUUCCUACGUCAAUAUCUUCCCAAUAAACCGCACAAAUGGGGAUAUAAGCUUCUCGUGCUUUGUGACGAUAGAGGCAUGGCAUAUGACUUCGAGAUAUACUCUGGAAUGGAAAAUAAUUCUGACUUGAGAUAUGCUAAUGAGCCUGACUUGGGUGCAAGUAGUAAUAUAGUAGUUCGCCUAGCACGAACUAUUCCGAGAUACCAACAAUAUAAAUUAUUUUUCGAUAAUUACUACACUUCAGCUGAACUUAUUUCUUUCCUUUCGAAGCAAGGUAUCCAGUCACUUGGAACGGUAAACAAAGGUCGACUGGGCAAAGAUUUGAAAAUCCCAUCCCUGAAAGACUUGAAGAGUACUAAAACAGAACGAGGCCAUUCAGAAGAAUGGGUAGCUGAUGUAGAUGGCACGGAAGUUGGCACAGUGAUGUGGUAUGAUAAUAAGCCUGUAGUUUUGUCUUCAUCUUUUGUAGGGCAACAGCCCAUUGAAAAGGUUAGCCGGUAUUGCAAGAAACAAAAAAAAUACAUUGAAGUGGAUUGUCCUAAAAUAGUAAAAAUCUACAAUCAGCAUAUGGGGGGAGUGGAUUUGUUAGACUCCUUUCUUGGAAAAUACAAAAUAAGAAUGCGUACUAGAAAAUGGUAUCUGCGUUUGUUUUACCAUUUUCUAGACAUUGCCACAAUAAAUAGCUGGCUUCUAAAUAAGAGGGUGGGAGAACAGAAGAAUGAGCCAAGUGCGAUUAAAUUAAAAGAUUUCAAACUGGAAAUCGCUAAAAGUCUUUGUAUGUGUGGACCAUCAUUACAAAAAAAAAGAGGAAGACCGCCUUCUGCCACUGACGACGCGUUGGAGAAGAAGAAAAAAAGAAAUGCAGCAAUCCUUCCCCCUCGAGAUGUCAGACUGGAUAAAUUUGAUCAUCUGCCUAUAUGGAACCAGAAAAGACAACGCUGUAAAUAUCCACAAUGUAAAGGGAAAACUUAUAUAUUUUGCGAAAAGUGUCGUGUUGAGUUGUGUUUGAACAAAGACAACAAUUGUUUUUAUAAAUUUCAUCAAUAAGUAGAGUAACUGUAACUUGAAAACUAAAUAUAUGAUUAUGUUCAUUGUUCCUGAUUAUGAGCCAAAUAUUAGUGUUAAUGCAUACUGUACCACAUAUGGAACAGAUUUAAAAAAAUAAAUAUCUUCUUAAAUAAUAUUUUUUUAUUAUUAUUAUUAUCAUUUAUUAUGUCUAGACGCUAUAUAGAACCACAUAUAUUUUAAUGACAACAUUUAAAAAAAUCAUGCAUUGUAGGGUU